GAGGUUCCUCAAGUCUCGGGCAAUAAAGCAGAGUCAAGGAGCAGCGGUUGGAGCUGCAACCCCGUUGCGAUGACCAUGAAGGAAACUGAAGAGCAGCUGCUGCUGGUGAGCAGGGAAAACCAAGUGCUGAAGAUCAAGCUGGAAGCCACGAGAGAAGCAGGGGUACAAGCUCUCAGAUCUGCCUCCCAGAAACUGUAUCACAAUUACCAGACUCGGUCAGAAGAACUGAAAAGAAGCCAUGAGAAUGAGAAGAAGCAAAUACAGGCCUACAAUCUCCAACAAGAAGAGAAGCUCCAGGAAAGUGAAGAGAACACCAACCACCUCGCUGAGGGCAUCAGGGAAAAAUGCAGCCGCAUCGCAGAGAUGGAGAAGCGCGUGCAACGGAUGGAGGAGGAAAAGAAAAAGCUGCUAGAGAAGAAGAUGUCAUUUGAGAAGCUGCUUCAAGAGAUGAUGUCAAGGAACGAAGACAGCAAACGGUGCCUGGAUCUCCAGAGGCAGAUUUUCACCCUCCAGGAGCAGAUCUCUCACCUGCAACGCUUGAUCCAGACGCAACACCAUGGCCUACGCGAUGUGAUACAGGAGGCAGAGGAAUUGAACGAGGAACUCAGGAGCCAAGAGAAAAAAAUCGAGAGCCUGACAGAGAAGCUGACUACGCUGGAGGCACAG
Messenger RNA from Antrostomus carolinensis (chuck-will's-widow), 666 nucleotides. RefSeq names its product coiled-coil domain containing 68 (gene CCDC68). Gene Ontology annotation, cellular component: intracellular anatomical structure. The annotation marks the transcript as partial. Gene Ontology annotation, biological process: intracellular signal transduction. NCBI's taxonomy places the organism in Eukaryota, Metazoa, Chordata, Aves, Caprimulgiformes, Caprimulgidae. The record is from RefSeq and is a predicted model, not a curated record. The transcript is spliced from 6 exons.